CUGGAGCAACUGGCAGCACUCCAAAUGGACAUGCAACCUGUCAACAGUGAAGCAGCAAGGGCUCAUGAGAGGCUAAGGAAGAAUAUGAUGCUGAGGCGCAAGGUUCUGCAGGAACGCAGAGCGAUGAUCAUUCAGGAAAUGCCUGGCUUCUGGGCCAGAGUUUUUGUGAAUCAUCCACAGAUGUCUGCCAUGGUCCGUGACAAAGAUGAAGACAUCCUUAGCUACAUGAUCAAUUUACAGGUGAAAAAACUGGGGAAUCCCAGUGAAUGCCACAAGAUCAUGUUAUUCUUUGGGAUCAACCCCUACUUCUCCAAUAAAGUGAUUGUUAAGGAAUAUCUGACCAACAACCAUGGAUAUGCAGCAUAUCAUUCCACUCCAAUUAAGUGGCUGCACAAUUACAGACAUGAGGCGCGCAGCAUUAGACAUUAUAACAACAGUCUCAGUAUCUUCAACUGGCUUGCAGACCACACCUUUGUGGGUUCUACCAGGAUUGCUGAGAUCAUCUGCAAGGACAUUUGGCUCAACCCCUUACCAUACUACUAUGGGGCCCAACAUUCCAGAGACAGCAUGGAGAAGGCUGAGGACUUCAAGAUUUUGGAUUGAAUGUGUUGGAAAUGUAUUCAUCUGAAAAAUACUCUAAAGAGGAAUAUGCAUCAUUGUCACAACAAACUUUCGAAAGAAAAUACAGAGGUGAUAAAGAUACUUGCACACAGUUAUAUUAACUCAGUAUAGCACUGAGGAAGCAAUAAAUACUGUGAACUGUGU
Molecule: messenger RNA, 765 nt
Organism: Ochotona princeps (American pika)
Lineage: Eukaryota; Metazoa; Chordata; Mammalia; Lagomorpha; Ochotonidae
Product: testis-specific Y-encoded protein 9-like
Exons: 6
Coding region: 25-603 (192 amino acids)
Biological process (GO): nucleosome assembly
Cellular component (GO): chromatin; nucleus
Molecular function (GO): histone binding; chromatin binding
Source: RefSeq, a predicted model, not a curated record